CAUGGUCAUGACACACGCUGUGCUUUACAACAGAAUAGGGCAUCCAGAAAAGCAAAUACCUAUUUGAACUACAAUAUUCACCAAAAACCGGACAGUGAGCGUUUAACGGGGCAGUCUCCGGUGCUUCUCCCCUUCCUGAAGUGCCCCGCCCCUCCGUGAGCCCCAUAGGCAGACGGGCAGCACACCCUCCGCACCGAACGAGCCCAGCCGUCCGUAACGGAGAAGAUGGCAGAGAGGCAACAACAGAAACACGAAGGCAGGGUAAAAAUCGGCCAUUACAUCCUCGGCGACACGCUCGGAGUGGGAACCUUCGGAAAAGUGAAGAUUGGCGAGCACCAGUUGACAGGCCAUAAAGUGGCUGUAAAGAUCCUAAACAGACAGAAGAUCCGCAGCCUCGAUGUCGUUGGGAAGAUCAAACGAGAGAUCCAGAACCUCAAACUGUUCAGACACCCACACAUUAUCAAGCUGUACCAGGUGAUCAGUACACCCACAGACUUCUUCAUGGUGAUGGAGUAUGUGUCUGGCGGUGAGCUGUUUGACUACAUCUGCAAACAUGGACGGGUGGAGGACACAGAAGCUCGGCGUCUUUUCCAGCAGAUUAUCUCAGCUGUGGACUACUGCCACAGGCACAUGGUGGUCCACAGAGACCUCAAACCUGAGAAUGUCCUGCUGGAUGCCAGCAAGAACGCCAAGAUAGCCGACUUUGGUCUGUCGAACAUGAUGUCAGAUGGGGAGUUCCUACGGACGAGCUGUGGCUCACCAAACUAUGCUGCUCCUGAGGUCAUCUCAGGAAGGCUCUAUGCAGGCCCAGAGGUGGACAUCUGGAGCUGUGGAGUGAUCCUGUACGCCCUGCUGUGCGGCACUCUGCCCUUUGAUGAUGACCACGUCCCCACGCUGUUCAAGAAGAUCAGAGGAGGCGUUUUCUACAUGCCAGAGUACCUGACUCGCCCCGUGGCCUCGCUGCUCAUGCUCAUGCUGCAGGUGGAUCCUCUGAAGAGAGCCACCAUCAAAGACAUCAGGGAACAUGAGUGGUUUAAGCAGGACCUGCCAUGCUACCUGUUCCCUGAGGACCCCUCAUAUGAUGCUACAGUGCUGGAUGAGGAGGCAGUCAGGGAAGUGUGCGAGAAGUUUGAAUGCACCGAGACAGAGUUUGUGUCCAGCCUUUACAGCGGGGAUCCACAGGAUCACCUGGCCGUAGCCUAUCACCUGAUAAUAGACAACCGUCGCAUCAUGACCCAGGCCAGCGAGUUCUACCUGGCCUCCAGUCCUCCCCAGGGCUCCUUCAUAGAAGAGGGCAUGCCGCUGCCCCCCGGGGUUAAAGCCCAUCCAGAGAGGAUGCCCCCCCUCCUGGCUGACAGCCCAAAGUCUCGUUGUCCUCUGGAUGCUCUCAACACCACCCGACCCAAACCCCUGGCAGUGAAGAAAGCCAAGUGGCACCUCGGCAUCAGGAGUCAGAGCAGACCCUACGACAUCAUGGCUGAAGUGUACAGGGCUAUGAGACAACUCAGCUUUGACUGGAAGGUGGUGAACCCAUAUCACCUGCGGGUGCGGAGGAAGAAUCCAGUGACAGGAAAUCUGGUGAAAAUGAGCCUGCAGCUAUACCAGGUGGACAGCAGAUCUUACCUCCUCGACUUCAAAAGCAUCGAUGAUGACAUCAUCGAAGCGGCUGGUAAAUCGGGUUCAUCCACUCCCCAGAGGUCGGGCUCCACGGCCGGGCUGUACAGACCCAGACUGAGCAUUGACUCGGCAACCCCGGGCAUCGAUCUGCAGCAGCUCAGCUCCUCCCUGCCAGGGUCCCUGUCCGGCAGCUCCCCUCUGCUCACCUCACGUCAGGGAUCACACACCAUGGACUUCUUUGAAAUGUGUGCCAGUCUGAUCACCACGCUCGCACGCUGAGUCCUCCUCCCCUCGCUGUCACCUGGAUGUCAGUGGGGAUUUUAAGCCAAAUGCUGAUCUGGGAUGUAGGGAGUGUAGAUUUUCUGAGUGACUUCCUCUUUCUGUCUCCUCGCCAUCUCAGUUCCAGUUGUGCUGGACUGGAAGGGUGAAUGCCUGUCACCUUAGGUCAAGGAGACAUAGAGAGGAAGCAGAGAGGCAGAUAAUUAGAUUCUUUUUUCUUGUUUUGACACAGUCAUGGGGUCAGAGUCUUGGAGUUUAAACAUCCAGCCAAAGCUAAUGAAAACUGAUCCUGGGACUGGAGUCUGUCAACAUUUGGAGACCGGCAAAGAGAGAGCUAUUAGGUCAAAGCUCAGAGUCGUAGCGGAGUCUGAAAAGGUCAAGUUCAACGUCACUGCUCCCACAAACACCUUCAAUCUGUUGUCAUCGCCCCAAAAUACACUGAUCCUGCUGAGUUUGCCGCAGACACUGAUGUCAGUUUUAGUUCUUGUCUUAUAUUUUGAUCAAGACACUGGUUGAUAAAAUUGACAGGAAAUCUGUGUUCUGAGGGAAAGUUAAAACAUGUAACAUUUUAUUUCAGAUUUUAUAUUAUACCAUGGUAUUUGUUAUCCAUGUAUAAAAUAUAUUUAUAUUCCAAUCGUAGGUGGAAAGGUAGGCAAAGGUAUACCAAAUAACAGACUUUACACACCAUAAAAAAGACGAUUAUUACUUAGAUAUCAGAUCCAUAUUUAUUUUUGAAAGAUUGUUUUUUAGACACUGUAGUUAUAUUAUUUAAGCCCAGAAUCUACGUAGAGUUUUAUCCUGAUUUUGAAUAAAUUGUAGAAGAUAAAGUAACCUAUAGAGGCAGCAGGACAGUUGGGUGAAAAUACUCUACAUAACACUGAUCAGUGUUGAAGCACAGAUACACACCAUCUCACUUGAACUUUCACAACCACCCAAUCAUCUGACUAUUUUUGUGAAGCAAUAGACUGUGCACAUGACACAUACCUCUGCUAUUCCAAAGAAAAAACACACACUCAUUUCAUUUAAGUCCUUGGUUCAUUUUGCUUAGUCUUGCAUGUACAGAAUACAAGUCAAAAACAUGAAAGUAAGCUCCACAAGACGGAAGCCAUGUGCAUGAGAGUGUAGGAUUUGUUAGGGCUACAAUUAAUAACAAUAUUAGUAUUUUUUUCCUUCAGUAUUCCACUUAAGCCUUUUAAAUGAGAAGUAAUUCCAUCCAAAAUGAACGCCAAAUGUGAAGGUCUAUAAUAGAUUUUCUCUCUGCACGUUAAUAUUUACUUCAUAAAUGACUACAAUAGUCAAUCAAUUUUCAAAAUUGCUACUAAUCAUUUUAGAAGUAAUAAAGUUAAUUAGUCCUGUGUACGAACAGAUAAUGAGGUGAUGAUGACAAUCGAUGAGAGGAAGGUGAUAAAUCCAUGUGAGCCGGUGUGUAUCUGUUGCAGGACAGUACAAGCCACAGAAAACCUUUUUCCAGCUGCCUUAAAGAAUGCAACAUAGUCAUUCUGUGCAUGUGUUUAUGGAGAGUGUGUGCAUGAGCCAGUGUGUGUAGAGGAGAUCAGUGUGUGUCACAUGACUUUCAUCUUCUUUGUCUGGAGGAUCAUUGCAGUGACUUUAAAGUCGUGUCAAAAUGUUAUGUUUCUGUGAGUGGAAACUGUGUUUCUGCUGUUCAGCUGUCUGUUUGGUCUGCACUUUAAAACUCAUUUGCAGAUUUAGUGUUUUAUUGCAUCACACCUUUGCUGUGGAUACACAAGCUUUACUGUACAUGUGGUUUCUUACGGUGCCAUUAUUCUUUAAGUGUUCCGCAUUGUCUUUUAUAGGGUCAUACCAUAGCGGGGUUGGGUCUCACUGUUGUCACAAUAUUUUAUCAUAAUCUUUUCAGAGUGAAUGUUCAGUGAAAACUGGUGCUGCUCAGAUAAAUCCUCCUGUCAGUCUUGGUUUCUUUCCUUGGUUUUAAAGAAGCGUAUUUGUUUUCAUAGAGAGGUGUUGCCUUUCGACUGUUCUCAGUAAAAUAUGUUGGGGGUUAGUAAGCACUCUACUUAAGACAGGUGUAACAAAACCCCAAAAUAGCCAAUAUAUAAUAUUUUACAUACUAUCGUAACGUGUUAUUUAUCUAUCAUUAUUUUCACAGGCUUUGGGGUAGCAGCCGGGGGUUUAUGAUGAAACUGUCAUGAGAAAUGUUAUAUUUUUAAUAGUUAAAAAUGAGUUUAACAGGAAAACAUUUCAGAAAGUUUGGUCACGUUGAUGGUUUACACACACCGGGGUAGACUUCUACUUGAAGUAAUUUUUGUCUGUAUAAAUUGCCUUAUGAGAGCAUUGUGAAGGCAGUUGGUUGAAACAGUGAAAGCCACAUCGUUGUUCCUCUGCUAAAUCCCUUUAUUACAUGUAUUCUGUUUGUAUGUCCUGUACAGGGUUGCCUUUCCUGUCUGUGGUGUCACAUACACUGAAUAUACUCUGAUGUGCUCCCUGCUGCCAGAGACAUGCCACUGCUCACAGCUUUUUAAACACCAAUCAAUGUGAAACCUCUAUAUUACACUCCAGUGCUGUGUCUUUAAUGACUUCUGUUUAGUGAGCGGCUUGGCCCACAUCAGGAUCACAUCUGGCCUGUAAUGCAUCUGAUUCUGCUGCUCGGGACAACAAUAGGAAAUAUUGAUAAAUGAAAAACACAUAUCGGAGAGGUCAUGGGUCAUUUUUCCUCAUAUAACCAGUAUUUACUGUCAGAUGUAGGACUGUACCACUACAACUGUAUGCAACUACCAGUGGCAUGUUAGUCAUUAGUCUCUCAUCUGCGUUAAAGGUGGUAAACACAGGGGCCGAAUCAAAUACGGACGGUCAACUUCAACAGCAAGGCAGUGCUCUCUGUUAAUCUGUGGUGGGUUUCUAUGAUAAGUGUUACCUUAAAUACACGUGUGUGUGUGUGUGUGUGUGUGUGUGUGUGUGUGUGUGUGUGUGUGUGUGUGUGUGUGUGUGUGUGUGUGUGUGUGUGUGUGUGUGUGUGUGUGUGUGUGUGUGUGUGUGUGUGUGUGUACACUGCUUAUUGUGAAUGAGUGUGUGUAAGGCUGUGUGUGAGUGUCACAGCUUCUCUUCCUGUCUCUGGGGUUUGGAUUUCUCUUGUUAUGCAAUGCAUGAAAUUGCUGUUAUAAUUUGCACUUUAAUGAGUAUUUAUUGAAAAACAAUAAACCAACAUAUAAAAAGAAAA
Eleginops maclovinus (Patagonian blennie) is the source of this 5089-nucleotide messenger RNA. RefSeq names its product protein kinase, AMP-activated, alpha 2 catalytic subunit (gene prkaa2). Gene Ontology annotation, biological process: intracellular signal transduction; protein phosphorylation. Gene Ontology annotation, cellular component: cytoplasm. The record is from RefSeq and is a predicted model, not a curated record. The transcript is spliced from 10 exons. Lineage: Eukaryota; Metazoa; Chordata; Actinopteri; Perciformes; Eleginopidae. The coding region runs from base 226 to 1896 and encodes 556 amino acids. Gene Ontology annotation, molecular function: protein serine/threonine kinase activity; ATP binding.